AGAUGCCUCGCCAGGCCACGUCGCGGUUGGUGGUCGGAGAGGGCGAGGGGUCCCAGGGGGCUUCGGGGCCUGCAGCCACCAUGCUCCGCUCCCUGCUGCUUCACUCCUUGAGGCUCUGCGCCCAGACCGCCUCGUGCCUCGUGCUCUUCCCGCGCUUCCUCGGCACGGCCUUCAUGCUCUGGCUUCUCGAUUUCUUGUGUAUCCGCAAGCAUUUCCUGGGCCGCCGCCGCCGGGGGCAGCCCGAGCCCGAAGUGGAGCUCAACAGUGAAGGCGAGGAGGUGCCUCCCGAUGACCCGCCCAUCUGCGUGUCCGACGACAACCGCCUGUGCACCCUGGCGUCGCUCAAGGCGGUGUGGCAUGGCCAGAAGUUGGAUUUCUUCAAGCAGGCGCACGAGGGCGGUCCGGCGCCCAACUCCGAGGUGGUUCUGCCCGACGGCUUCCAGAGCCAGCACAUCCUCGACUACGCGCAAGGGAACCGCCCGCUGGUUCUCAAUUUCGGCAGCUGCACCUGACCACCGUUCAUGGCGCGCAUGAGCGCCUUCCAGCGCCUGGUCACUAAGUACCAGCGCGACGUCGACUUCCUCAUCAUCUACAUCGAGGAAGCGCACCCCUCCGACGGCUGGGUCACCACGGACUCUCCCUACAUCAUCCCACAGCACCGGAGCCUGGAGGACCGGGUCAGCGCAGCGAGGGUACUGCAGCAAGGUGCACCCGGCUGCGCUCUGGUCCUCGACACCAUGGCCAACUCCAGCAGCUCGGCCUAUGGCGCCUACUUCGAGCGUCUCUAUGUCAUCCAGAGUGGCACUAUUAUGUACCAGGGCGGCCGUGGCCCCGACGGCUACCAGGUCUCUGAGCUGCGCACUUGGUUGGAACGCUAUGAUGAGCAACUGCACGGCGCUCGGCCCCGGAGGGUGUAAACAUCCAACGGACAAUUGACUGAACUUGGUGGGCUGGGCCUUCGAGCCUUCGAAGCCCACGUGCAAGCGCCUCAAACCAAGUCACGCUUGGCGAGGCCCCAGUGACACUGAUGUGCUGAGCCACCAUUUCAGACUGAGUCUGCACCCUCAGCCACAUGAACAAUCUCCCCUACCUCCCUGGGACUCUGCUUCUGUAACUGUCUCAUUCACACCUGCCUGGCUCACUGGAAAUCCUCUUUUGAGCGCGGGAUAUGGCUUGCCCUUGUCCGUGUGCCCCCAGGACUUUGCCUCUACAGCAUUUUCUUACACCCCCUCCCCAGCGUGCCCUCAGCCAAGUGCUUUGGCCCGGUGCUUCCCGCAGCUGCACAGAGACCUUGGCCACGCCCGCGCGCCCUGAGCGCAGCUGGGUUCCAGGAGACUCUCAGCUCAGCUGAGCUAGUUGCCUGGCACCCACCUGUCGCGCGCGGAGAGGGGGUUCCCUGUUGCUUUUGUGUCUGUUUCCUGUCCCUGGUAGGGGAAGUGAUGUCGUGGAUGGGGAGGGGUGGGCAGGGUAGUUUCCCCCGCUUGUUUUGGGUGCACAGGAGCCCCACUGCUGAUGACGAACUAUCUCUAACUGGUCUUGACCACGAGCUAGUUCUGAAUUGCAGGGGCCUCAAAGCAGCACCUAAACCUUGAGGGGGAGGGUGCUCUGGGUUUCCGUGAGGUAACCACCUUAAAUGGGAGGGAAGUUGGGGUGUCUGCUUUGGGACCAGAGGAAGAUAGCUUGAGAGGCAUUGGCGAGGUUCGCAGCGCCCCAGGGAGAGAGAAAAAGCUGAGACUCCUGGGGAAUGACGUUGGGGUGAUGGAGUCCGGGGAAAGAGAGGUGGGGGGAGAGCCUGAGGUCCCCAAGUGAGGGGAGUCCUAGGCAGAGCUGCUGAUUGUGGGGCUGGGAGGUGGAGGGCCCCUGAUUCGAAGGCCAUUUGGUGAGUGUUUUGCUGGAAAUAUUUCCUGUAUAUAAACUUCUUUCAAUCUACAAUAAUAAAGGCUUGAGGUAAACUGCUU
Molecule: messenger RNA, 1958 nt
Organism: Homo sapiens (human)
Lineage: Eukaryota; Metazoa; Chordata; Mammalia; Primates; Hominidae
Gene: DIO3
Product: iodothyronine deiodinase 3
Exons: 1
Biological process (GO): response to hypoxia; brown fat cell proliferation
Cellular component (GO): endosome membrane; plasma membrane
Molecular function (GO): thyroxine 5'-deiodinase activity; thyroxine 5-deiodinase activity
Source: RefSeq, marked reviewed